AUGAACAAUAUAUGCACUAAGUUACGUUCUACGUUAACUAUUAAACAUUUAGCCAGUCUUAUGUUUAUAAAUGUAAAUGGUCCUCCACUAGAUGAAUGGGAACCAAAAAGUUAUGUCAGUAGUUGGUUGGUAAAUCAUAAGACUGCUGAAGAUACCAGAACAAAAAAAAACGUCAACCAGGAACCAGAAACAAGAGAGGAAAAAAAAAGCAUAUAG
This is a messenger RNA of Macrosiphum euphorbiae (potato aphid), 216 nucleotides long. NCBI's taxonomy places the organism in Eukaryota, Metazoa, Arthropoda, Insecta, Hemiptera, Aphididae. The record is from the annotation of a GenBank genome assembly.